This is a messenger RNA of Syngnathoides biaculeatus (alligator pipefish), 1560 nucleotides long. It is a transcript of the gene irx7, whose product is annotated as iroquois homeobox 7. Lineage: Eukaryota; Metazoa; Chordata; Actinopteri; Syngnathiformes; Syngnathidae. The record is from RefSeq and is a predicted model, not a curated record. Gene Ontology annotation, biological process: regulation of transcription by RNA polymerase II; cell development; neuron differentiation. The transcript has a single exon. Gene Ontology annotation, molecular function: DNA-binding transcription factor activity, RNA polymerase II-specific; RNA polymerase II cis-regulatory region sequence-specific DNA binding. The coding region runs from base 296 to 1084 and encodes 262 amino acids. Gene Ontology annotation, cellular component: nucleus.
ACCUUCCUACUACCUGGUUCUCGACCUGUAAUAGUAUUUAUAAAUAAAUAAUGAUAAUUUUAAAAGAACAAUAACUGUGUAUAUUCAGUGAACCCCCCUCUCCAGUCAUCGGGGGCUGUCCAAAGGUUUAUAAUUGCCUACCGAUGCCACAAGAUGGCGGCAAAGAACUACUUUAGCUAAAAUGAAGCUCCUCAGGUGAAUGGAAAAUACUUCAUUCCUUGGAACCAAGAUACCUUACGAAGGCAGCCAAGAAAAUACUUAAAUCGGUUCAAAACCUAAUCUGCAAAUUUGUACUAUGCGGAUGCCAAAGGGCAAAUAUGCAGGGUCUUCACUACUUUACAAAGCAUUUUGGGUUCGGUCACAUGACGCCAACUUUGCCUCUCGUUCCCAGGGCAGCACCUUUGACCUCAAGACUGCCGUCUCCCCCUACCACCAUGCGCUGCUGGCCCGCGGGGGUCCCUUCUUCCAACCCUACCGGCCCGGGCCGGUGGAGGACCCCGGGCGCGGGGGCGCCAAGGUGGCCACUCGCGAAAGCACGGGGGCGCUGAAAGCCUGGUUGGGCGAGCACCUGAAAAACCCGUACCCCACCAAGGGCGAGAAGGUCAUGCUGGCCAUCAUCACCAAGAUGAGCCUGACGCAGGUCUCCACCUGGUUCGCCAACGCGCGGCGCCGCCUCAAGAAGGAGAACCGCGUCAGCUGGGCCUCUUCCAGGUCCAAGUCCGACGAGGAGGAGGAUGAGGAGCAGGAGAGCGAGGAUGAAGAGGACGAAGAGGAGGGGCCUCUGAGGAGGUGUCACGCCCAAGAGGUGACUGAGCGGCCGGCCGGCGAAAGCUCGCCGGAGAAUGCGUCACGGGACGGGAGUGAGGGAGCGUGCGUGCGUGCCCGUCGCACGCCCUCCCCUCCGGAGAGCAAAGACCCCCCGAAGCCUAAAAUCUGGUCGCUGGCCGAGACCGCCACAUCGGAGACGGUGAAGAAACCAGCGGCGCACGAGUACCAGUCCGUGGGGAGGAUGUGGGCCGAGUGGGCCUCCAGAGGGGCGCUUCUGGUGCCCGCCUGCUACACUGCCCACGAAGUCCACUCAUGAACACCCCCCCCCCCUGCCCCCACCAAAACCCUCAGACAAUGUCCACUAUUGAUGCACUUUACCCUCUCAGACGACAGGGGUCCGACUUCGACCCCUGGAAAUCUGUCUCCACGCCAAAGAUGUUUUUAAUGUACAUAAAUGUAGAUGUAUUUUUCCAACAAACCUGUAAAUUAUAUUUCCUUUUGUCUGCUGAGAAAGGAAUAUUUUUACUUAAAUAAAACCGCAUCAAAAAGAAAAAAAGGAUUUGUUUUGUCUCUUAAAAAAAUCAGACCUUAUUUAUGACCAAAAAAAAAAUUAGGAUCACACUUUCUGAUGAGAUUCAAUGCAACUGAUUCCAAAAUGCAGUCAGCCUCAGUCACGACGCCACUCGUGAACUUCACAUUUGACUUCACUAUCAGUUGAGUUAUUUUGGUUUUCACACAGGUAUGUUGUCAUAUCUCCGCCUUCGCCCCCCAUGACGAUGCAGACGAUGCUCA